CUGCUGAAUUUUCCUCGUCCACAGCCUGAUGGAGGUGCCAGGCUUGGUGCAAGUUGACCAAUUUGUUAGAGAUUUUUGAAUUGCCAGGGUAUGAAAUUGAGUACCUAUGCGCUCACAAAAUUGAGGAUGUUCAUCGUUAAUGGCUUUCCGCUCCGGCUCUUGAUGGAUGUGCGUCUGCAUCCCGGAAGGCGCCGAACCUGUCCUCGGCGCCGGCCCCACCUUUUCCGAUAUCUUAACUCAAAAUCAGGCGGCGAUCCUUGCUCCGGACAUGCAACCGGAACUCAUGAGGGUUAGAUCAAUCCAACCCAGGCCGUCAGACAUGUCACGGCCACGGAAAAAGAAAGAGAAUCCAAUCCACACCGCUGUGGGUUCAUGGCUGGACUCGCUUCCGCCCUCAAUCGUCGACAUUAUCGCUCAGCACACCGGUUGCAACGACUACAACAGGACGAGACAGCAACUCCUCGACCAUGCACCAAAACGCUGGGUGGUCUACGAGCCAAUGGUCCUCCUGCCAAGCGGCAGCUUCACAACCGAACCGUGGCCCGCCCUCCUGAAUUCCCUCAACUCCACGCAAAAGGACGCUCUCUGGACAGCCAUCCUCCAAGAACUAUCCCCACCCUCUAACAAGCCGCCCCUUACUCAUCUAGCCAUAAACGAAGGCAUCCCACUGCAUCUCUCACCAACCCCCAAUCCAUCAGACACAACCCCCACUCACGAAGAAGAAGAAGAAACCCAAGAAAACCUCCUCCGCUCCCCAACAGGCCUUCACCUCCUGCACGGCGAUUUCGGCCCAGCCCACCCAUCCUCACAACCCCCAUCAGAGUCCGAUUUCCAAGCCGCGCUAUGGGUUUCGACCAAGCAAAACGGCAUCUACCAGACCUGGGCGCCGCGGCACACCAUGUUCAGCCGGGGCAACAUCAAGGAGAAGGCCAGGCUGCUUUCUUUCCCGACUACCAGCACCACCAGCACCACCAGCACCACCACCAUCAACAACAACAAUAAGCACGGUAAUAAACUUGCCAUAGACCUGUACGCGGGAAUAGGCUACUUCACCUUCUCCCUGGCGGCGCGCGGCCUGCGCGUGCUCUGCUGGGAGCUGAACCCCUGGAGCGUGGAGGGGUUGAGGCGCGGGGCGGUGAGGAAUGGGUGGGUUGUGAAGGUUGUUAGCCCACGGGCACCACUACCGAACAACUUACAUACUGCUACUACGGCUACUACGGCUAGCGAUGAUACCAGCACCACCACCUCAACGGUCGGCAUGGACUUGCGUAAGAUCCUAACCGGCGACGAACAGGAGGAGGCGCCGCAGAUCAUCGUCUUCCUCGAAGACAACAAGCACGCCCGGCAACGGAUCACCACCGCCCUACUAAGCCUAGGCACGAAAAUGGAAAUGGAGGUGGUGCACAUAAGCUGCGGGUUCCUGCCCAGCAGCCGCGCGGUCUGGCGGGAUGCGUGGGAGAUUGCUGCCGCGUCCUGCCAGUUACACGGGCAAGGCACGUGGCUGCACCUGCACGAGAAUGUUGCUGAGGACGACGUUGAACGGAGGAAGAGCGAAGUGCAGGGCUUGUUUUCUCGCUGGGCGUCGGAGCAGGCGUCGCAAGGGGAAAAGAGGUGUGACGCGAGGGUGCAGCAUGUCGAGCUCGUCAAGACGUUCGCGCCGGGGGUGUGGCAUUGUGUGUUUGAUGUGUUUGUGUGUAUUACAAAGGUCUAGGUAAGUCGAGUAGAUACGACACGGGUGGAAAUAAAUAUAAAGUAAAAAA
Messenger RNA from Canariomyces notabilis, 1760 nucleotides. RefSeq lists its product as uncharacterized. The record is from RefSeq and is a predicted model, not a curated record. Gene Ontology annotation, biological process: tRNA methylation; wybutosine biosynthetic process. Gene Ontology annotation, molecular function: S-adenosylmethionine-dependent methyltransferase activity; tRNA methyltransferase activity. NCBI's taxonomy places the organism in Eukaryota, Fungi, Ascomycota, Sordariomycetes, Sordariales, Chaetomiaceae. The transcript has a single exon. Gene Ontology annotation, cellular component: cytoplasm. Bases 167 to 1711 code for a protein of 514 amino acids.